AUGGCGGAACAACAGAGGAGGUUUAUUGUGGAGGAGUGGGAGACCAGCAGGAUCAACAGGACAUUAUUUGUGAGCAAAGACAAGAACAACAGCAGUACCUUCUCAGAUACAGCACCCUGUUCGCGUCCAGUUACCCGUUGUCCUGGUCUGGAACAGGAGAAGAAGCUGCUUCGUACUUUGCCGCCACUUCGUCAUCCCGAUUUAAUUCCCAUCUUUACUCGCAUUCCUUACGAAAUCCGUGGGAAAAACCACGGUCCUUUAUAUGUGCCCUUUAAUGAUGUGACGAUGCACACCACUUCAUCGGAUCUAUUAAAAUUAUCGGUUGGUCUGACAGAAAAAAAUAUGAGUACCUUUUUGAAGUUUAAUGUGGAUGUUCACGGUCGACAAUUUGAAGAGUUGAAGUUGUGUCGGAAUUCGAAAAAGAUGUUAAGUUUACCAAAUGCUGGUGGUGCGAGUAUGCUAUCCGAGGUUCUUUCCUACGAGGUUAUGGAGAGGCUCUUGGGGGUAGAUCUGCUUAAGACCGAGAUGGAAGUACAUUAUAGUUUAAUAAAUCAGCCAAUGACCGACUAUCUGGUAAACCUAAGACACCCACACUACACCAAUCCGCUCACUAUUGGCGUAUCAGUAACGCGAGCAUAUGCUCACGACCGACGAUACACAAAUGAUGAUGCCCAUCGACUUCUCACGAAAAAAUUAGCUGGUGUCAAUUCAUCCACCAAAAACAUUGAUAACGCUCGCAUCUGGAAACAGAUUCUUCAUAUAUGGUGUCCGAACGGUCAAACUGCCAACGUGGUAAAACGCGUCUACAUGAAAAUGUCCCCCGAGUACAAAGCUAACACGGUGGUAAUGGUGUCAAUCGUCGACUCGAAAUGGGUGUUUACUAAUAAUAAAGUUGUGUAUCCCCCAAGGAAGAAGGAUUUGCCAAAGAAGAAAAGGAAGAAGCGUGUGUAG
Messenger RNA from Ambispora gerdemannii, 951 nucleotides. Lineage: Eukaryota; Fungi; Glomeromycota; Glomeromycetes; Archaeosporales; Ambisporaceae. The record is from the annotation of a GenBank genome assembly.